UCCAACAAGUCUGCUGCGACCUGCCGCGGCACCUAUGAGCCUCCACGUAAAUGAAUAGCGUCGGCCCGCGCGAGAGACACGAGAGCUGAUUAUGCCGAGAUAAGGAGAACAGGACUCGCGCUCCGUCCCACCAUGUUCUGUGACGGUUCACCCGCGGAGGACUUCCCGGACAAAGUGAUGCCCGGAGCGGCUCCCUGCACGUGCGGCAAGAAGUGCAGGGGCCGGAGCAGCACUCUGGUCUUCCUGGGAUUAUUCCUGCUGUCGCUGGCCCUGCACGCGGUCACCCUCGUCUGCUACCUGGACCUGCGGUCCGAAGUCAAAAGGGAGAUUAUCCACCAGAAGCGGGAGUCCGCGGUGACGCUGGCCGGCGGUGACCCCGCUGACCCCGCUGACCCUUCGGCCGUGUCCGCGCCCGGCCACCCGCGCGCUGACCCCGGCAGCACGCGCCGCGGAGACGCUCACGAGGGAAAGUUAUUGUACAGAAUUAGCGACUUCCGCGCCACAGAGGACAACAGGGGCAUAACUCAGCGAGCGAAAAGGAGCCCGGGCAAGGAGCCAGAAACAGAGUCGACUGGAAAGGAGAAAAGAAAAGACAAGAAAAAAGGCAAGAAGAAGUCUGUGCCAGGACCCCCUGGUCCCCCGGGUCCUCCGGGUCCACAGGGGCCACCGGGUAUCCCAGGAAUCCCCGGAAUACCUGGAAGCAACGUUGUGGGACCUGCGGGUCCCCCAGGGCCGCCUGGGCCACAGGGACCACCAGGCGCCCAGGGUCCGGCAGGGGUUUCCGAAAGGACCAAAGCAAAGGAAUUCCAGCCUGCUGUGGUUCAUUUACAAGGACAGGAAACGACAAUCCAAGUGAGAGAAGAUCUGUCUCAAGGGGUCCUUAGGAACUGGAAGAUGGUGUCUAUCCAUCAACGUGUGUUCAAAAUGCACUCGCGCACAGGGCAGCUGGAGGUGCUGCUGGAUGGGGUCUACUUCAUAUAUAGUCAGGUAGAAGUGUACUAUCUGAACUUCACGGACAUCGCCAGCUAUGACGUGAUGGUGGACUCCAACCCCUUCCUUCGCUGCACCUGCAGCAUCGAGACGGGCCAGCGCAAGUUCAACACCUGCUACACGGCAGGGGUGAGCCCGCUCCGCGCCGGCCAAAGGAUCUCGAUACGCAUCGCGCACGAAUACACGCUCAUUAACAUGACCAACCACACCACCUUCCUGGGAAGUGUCAGGCUCGGAGAGGCUCCAUCUGCUGGACAGAACGGAUAACUACACCACCACCACCCCCUGUGCAUGAACGGGAACGUUGCUUGGAGGAUUAGUCUGGCCGUUUUUUCAUCCUGCCUGAUGUAGGAUUGAUACAUUGAUUAGAAGCAGCCCGUUGCCCGUGUUUUGCCCUUGUCUAGAGGACACUGGGCUCUUACGGUUGAGGAAGCCCCUGGGGGACUGAUGUAUUAAAAGGGACAAUUAAAGCCACCAAUACUUCCGUUGACUAUGAAUCUGCGCAGAAAUAUAGGCCUCGAUGAACCACAUGUCCUCAAACACAGCUUUCUAUUUAUAGCCAUCCUUUUUGUGUCGACACACACAGCAUAUUUCUUUAUAACAAGGAAGGACACAGUACUGAUACUAAGUAAUUACAUCUUUUCAAGUGCUGUUGAAUGAUAAUCAUUUAUCUCCAAAAUCACCAGCCAUUUGAAAUGUUUUAUUUAACUGUUUAAAGUAAAUGGUUUACCAAGGGACUUAAAAAUCCUUAAGGCAGAUGUAAGAAGCCAUAGAAAUGCAUUAAAACUGGAGCUAGAAGGCAUUCACAUAGCAACAGCACUAUAUAUUUUGCACACAUUUGCACUACAGCAUUCCUGCAGAAUACCAGUGACAUGUUUGUUCCAGUGCUAUUGUUUAGUUAUCUUAUGACUGAAUUCAUGGAGAAUAGCAACAGUUGUUAAUACAUGUCUGUACAUACUGUAUAUAAAAUGGGAUAUACUUUUGUAAAUGCAGUUGAUUGAUGUAUUAAAAUGUUUCCAUUUUCUGCC
Messenger RNA from Menidia menidia (Atlantic silverside), 2018 nucleotides. Lineage: Eukaryota; Metazoa; Chordata; Actinopteri; Atheriniformes; Atherinopsidae. The record is from the annotation of a GenBank genome assembly.